AGAGAGCGAGAGAGAGAAAAUAUAACAAGCAGUUUGUGGCAUGUGUUGUGGCAUGUAGCAUGUGCCUCUGCCUCUGACUCUCCAGUUGAUCGAAUUAAGUGCCAGCUAAUGUUCUGCGCUCGUACUCGCAGCGCCCGCGGGACCGGGACCCGGGACUGCAAUUGACUGCCACACACCGGAUAUGCAAGCGGCGCAACGAUCGCCGAGAAAAAAAGUGUAACACCCCCGCCCAGGAAGCUGCAGCAAUAAGUGCUAAUCAGUAACCCAGACCCCGCCGCUUCGCAGGCACAGGCACAGGCCCAGGCCCAGGCCAGGCCCGGAUGUAGGGCAAUAAUUGCCAAUUUCAAUUUCUGUCCAAUUGGAAAAUCUCGAAAAUUGUGUGUGUGUUUUGUUUGUGCCCCAGUCAUGUCAUGCCCAGACGACUCGUAAAAUACUCACAUACUCGUAUACUCGUAUCUGGCCAAACUCCGACACUGGCUCCGAAUCACGCUCCAACUCCAAGUAACUCUUGACUGCGCGUCACGCACCGCGAACAGGGAUCGGAGCGGAGCCUCCCUUUCUGCCACUCUUUCCUGACUGACUUUCCGCCUCUCUCUCCCGUUGCACAAUGCACAGGCUGGUGCUUCUUCGACUGCUGCUCUGGUGGCCAGCGCUGCGUUGGCUGCCCUCAAGCCGCACUUUUGGCAACCCCCCCUGCGUCUGCUGAUAAAAGGGGGAUCCCUCACAGAGAUAGAGAAACAGAGAGAGAGAGAGAGAGAGAGAGAGAGAAAGAGAGCGAGCAAAGAAUCGAAAAACGGGGGGAACCCUACCAACAACAACAAAAGAAAAAGAGACAGUCUUAAAGGUGCGUUGCACUCCCGCUCGCUUGCUCGCUGGCUCGCUCGUUGCUUUUUGUCAUUGAUUCCGCGGAUAGCAUGCGGCAGGGGCAGCAAACGGCAACAGCUGCUGCGACAAUACUACAGACGAGCCACAAUAGUUGCAGCGAUUAUUUCGAGCAUCCGCCUUCCUCUGCUGCUCUGCCACCGCCCCUUGCCACCGCUGUAGUUGUAGUUGUAGCUGUUGCCGCUGUCUUCCGUAACGUGGCCAGAACGUUGCCGGGCAAUUAUUAUUUUGUAAGACGUUUUACAAUUUAAUGGUUUUCAUGAAUGGACUUGGAUCCGACCCUCUGUCAGCAAAGGAGGCAGAGGGCCCUCCGGUUCAGGUUGAACCAGUUGAUUUGAGCCUACGUUCGCCGCGCGCCAGCACUUCGCAUGGGAGCAGCAGCAGCGGCAGCGGCAGCCGAAGCGGCAGCGGCAGCUGUAAAUCCUCAUCGACCACCAAAGCAGUCCAUAGCAGCAUCAACUACAGCAAUGGAAAGCAGUCUGGAUCAUCCUCAACCUCCAGCAGCUAUGCGGCCGGUGCUUCGGCCGGUGCCUCGUCGUUGGGGGCCUUUGGCCGGCAGCAUCAGCAGCCCACUCAGCAACAACUCUAUGCCUCCGGUGUGUCCAAGUUGCCAUUCUCGCCAUUCUUUGCCGCGUCGCCAUUCUUCUUCACCUACCGCCGGAUUAGCGGCGGUGGUGGCGCCGGCUCAGGAAGCAGCAAGCAGGAGGACAACAACAACAGCUGCAGCUACAACAAUGGCAGCAGCGGCGGCAGCAGCAGCAACUCCUCCUCGCUCAUGCAGGACUACGACCGCAAGUUCAGCCUGCUGAGCCUCUUCAAGAAUCCCUACAAGUUCAGUGACGGCCAAACGGCGAGGAAGACCUCACCGCCGGGCGGCAGCUCCAGCAAGUCGGCGGUGGCCCCUGCCUGCUCCUCCUCAUCCUCCGCCAGCUGGAAGAGCUACGCUGGCUCGGGGUCGCCACACGCUGCCCUUAAUCCGGCCUUCGGCGGCAUGGCUCUGGGCGCCACGCGCAAGGACAACAGCAGCUUCAGCGGCAUCAACUUUGGCGGCGGAGCCUCCUCCUUUGCGCGAUCCACUUCCGCCGACGCGACGGCCAACGGCGGCUACAAUGAUCUCUCCAAGAACCGCAAGGUACACAAAUGCGACACCGAAGGCUGCGACAAGGUCUACACCAAAAGCUCGCACCUCAAGGCGCACAAGCGAACGCAUACGGGUGAGAAGCCGUAUGUGUGCACCUGGGAGGGCUGCAUCUGGCGCUUCGCCCGCUCCGACGAGCUGACCCGCCACUACCGCAAGCACACGGGCGUGAAGCCCUUCCGGUGUCAGCUCUGCACGAGGAGCUUCAGCCGCUCCGAUCAUCUGUCGCUGCACAUGCGCCGCCACUGAGCAGAAGGGCAGAAGGGCAGAAGGGAAUGAGGAUUGUGACUGCCGAUCUGGCCAUACAUAUAUACAUAUAGUGCAUACAAAACAUAUCUAUAUAGACGCCGAGAAUACUCAUCGAAGGUGCUGCUCGCUCUUGACUAUUUAUAUUCACACACGAAUCGCUUUCCAUUGUUCAUUAACUGAGACCAGAUUUUACACAUUUUCCAUAUUGCCUAAGUAGCUCAAUUUAGUGGUAAGCGGGCUCAAAGCCCAAUCUAUUUAUAGGGUAUCCAUAGUUCUAGAGCUGAAGAAUUUGUAAAAUUCAUUCACGUAUUCACAACCCAGAGACAAUUGCCUUAAGAAGCCAAGUUACGAAUGGAUUUGUAAACCUACUACUCGUACACACAUAUGAAUACUCGUAGAACAUAUCCAUAUAAUCGUAGUUUCGUACGAUCAUACAGAUUAUAUAUACAGAUAGUUUUGGAUUGGUGCUAGCAACUUGCGUGUAUAUAUAUACAUACAUAUGUAGAUCUAGAUAUACUUGGUAAGGCGAAUUUUAACUAAUUUUAGAUGAAAUUUUUUAUUGGUUAUUAAGUAGAAAAUUUUAUACUCGUAUACCACAAAAAACAAAAGAGAAACAAAUACAAACAAAAAUCAAGCGACACAAAAGAGGCACAAAAACCAGAAGAAGCCAAGCAAAGCAAUAUAUUUAUAUAAAUAGAAAUUCUCUCAUAUAUAGGAUAUACCUACUAAACACAUUUUGUACUAUACACUAUACGCAUAUGAUAUGAGAGUUAAUGGAGAACAAGGGUGGAUAGCUAAUGGUGGAUUGGUGGGGCAAUUCCAGAGAAGGGAGUUCAAUUUUUUGUAUUUUUGUAUGCCUAGCGUUUCAAAGCUAUGAGAAAUAAGUGUUGGAUUCACUUUGAUGGGUAAAACGGACUACAUUCCUUCAAAGACUAUUUUACAAGUAUCAACCAUUUUAUUUGAUGUUUAUUCAACUUUUGUAUAAUUGUAUAAUUUCCCCAUUUUCCCUCUUUUCCCCUUUGAAGAUAUACCCUUUCUUUGAAUCAAAUCCUUUCUAUAACAUAUGCAUUUCUUUAAGUACCCGUCUUCACGAGACUUAUGAAACGCACUGUAUUCCUUGCUUCCUUCCUAAUCCCAACAGCAUUCUGCCGCGUCCCAACUGUCAUCGUAGAUUUAGCUCCACGCACACUCCCAGAAACACACACACACAGACACACACAAAAAGCAAAACAAAUUGUAUUAUUUUUUUAAAUAAAAGAAAAGCAAAUA
Messenger RNA from Drosophila pseudoobscura, 3538 nucleotides. Its product is annotated as Krueppel-like factor 6. The record is from RefSeq and is a predicted model, not a curated record. The coding region runs from base 1133 to 2269 and encodes 378 amino acids. The transcript has 5 exons. Gene Ontology annotation, biological process: regulation of transcription by RNA polymerase II. NCBI's taxonomy places the organism in Eukaryota, Metazoa, Arthropoda, Insecta, Diptera, Drosophilidae. Gene Ontology annotation, molecular function: DNA-binding transcription factor activity, RNA polymerase II-specific; RNA polymerase II cis-regulatory region sequence-specific DNA binding.